AUGACUUCAGCUUCGGCCUCACCAAAAAGGAAGCGUGGGCAAGAAACCCAUCUGGAAACAAGAGUGAUUCUUUCCCAACAGUUGUUUGCACACGACGUCGACGAGGAGGAUACAGGAAGUCCACGGACAAAAGUCGCGAGGAAAUUCGACGGCUUGGAGAUUGACAAUGACCUAUUCACACUGCAGCACAAUCACACAUCAUCGUCACCACGACCGUGUCAAACAGCGCAACUCUCAGCAACUUCUGCAGAUGCGACCAGCGGCAGAUCGAUAGAUGCAAAGAGCAUGAUGCCCACACAGCCCCCUUCAACAUCAUCUCCAGCAGUGGCGGGAAACGCACAAAGCAUUUCAGCAGCGUCAUUAGCUACAAAGUCGAGGUCAGGGUCCCCGCCCCUUGCAGGAGAACUUUCGGACCAAUUCUGGCAUGAUUCCGAAAUCACUGGCCAUGACCCUGACCCUGACGACCCUGACGAUGAUCUCUAUGGCAUCAACGGGGUUGGUUUCCGUCCGACGGCUGCUAUUGCUUGGUCGAGAUCACGACGAAGGAAACAGCAGCUGGAGGAGUACAAAAACCGAGAGGCACGAGAAGCGAGGCAACAGAGGAGUGAGAGGAGAAAACGCGGUAUAAGCGACAGUGAGGAUGUGCCAUCUCUUGAUAACUCUCCGCGCAAAAGCGUCCGAGUCCAUUUUGAGGACGGUUGA
Messenger RNA from Exophiala spinifera, 702 nucleotides. RefSeq lists its product as uncharacterized. The transcript has a single exon. The record is from RefSeq and is a predicted model, not a curated record. NCBI's taxonomy places the organism in Eukaryota, Fungi, Ascomycota, Eurotiomycetes, Chaetothyriales, Herpotrichiellaceae. Bases 1 to 702 code for a protein of 233 amino acids.